UCUCAAAUCAGGGGUAUGGGUUGAUUCCAGACCUCACAAAGCUUGGCUACCCACGGUAGCCACACCCCUCUAUUGAAUCAAAUGGGUAGCCCAAAUGGAGAUUUUGAUAGACGUUUGCAGCGACUAGCCUACUACUGACUCAAGACUGCCCUAGCAACCCGGUGGAUGAGCCAACCAUAACCGUGUAAAACUCGAGACUCUGCCGCUACUGGGGACAGGAAACGACAGAGAUCAGAGAGAGCUGCGGAACAGUGUGGCUGGCGGUACAAUACAGCGUUAUAACAAGUCAGACGUCUGGUACUUUCAAUGCACGGUAGCGGGAAUGGAGGAUUUAUGGAAUGACGAUUUGAACACUGGGACAGGUUCGGCGUGAGCGGCAAGCUUUGAUGUUACAGUGGAACACACUGUAGAUGUAGGCUCAUUUGUAUAAUUGUUUAUGUUACAUUGUGUUGUCACUUUCGUUGGCAAAAUUGACACUUGUAGCUUUCAUUCAAAUUCCUAUUUUAGGAGACUUCAAAUCUGUGUUUGAUGCAUUUAUUCUAAAUGGAUACAUUGUGAGUUCCCAGAUAUUCAUUAUGACUGAUAAUAUAAGGCUAUCCACUAGAUGAACUAUCAAAGAACACAACAUUCAACUUGACUCGCUUCUUUGCUACUUUAAUUCGUGCGUCACACAGCUCUCAAAUCUUGAGUUGGAAGAGAAAUAUAAGUGAUUGAACAGUCUUGUACAAGUUGUUCCAUGAUGGAACAUAAUCAUUCUUCACCGCGAGGAUGAACCACAGAACCAGCCCCGCCAAGGCUUACGAUUUUCUGCUUAAGUUUCUCCUGGUGGGAGACAGCGAUGUGGGAAAGGGGGAGAUACUGGCGAGCCUCCAGGACGGAGCCAGCGAGUCUCCAUAUGGCUACAACAUGGGAAUCGACUACAAGACGACUACGAUACUCCUAGACGGAAGAAGAGUCAAGCUGCAGCUCUGGGACACCUCUGGCCAGGGGCGCUUCUGCACCAUCUUCCGCUCUUACUCCAGAGGAGCGCAGGGUGUGAUCUUGGUCUAUGACAUCACCAACCGAUGGUCGUUUGAUGGUAUUGACAGAUGGAUUAAGGAGAUAGAUGAGCAUGCACCGGGAGUGCCUAAGAUCCUGGUGGGGAACCGGUUACACCUGGCCUACAAACGCCAGGUGACCACAGAGCAGGCCCAGGUGUAUGCCGAGAGGUUAGGGGUCACCUUCUUUGAGGUCAGCCCGCUGUGCAACUUUAAUAUCACAGAGUCCUUCACAGAGCUGGCCAGGAUAGUCUUGAUGAGGCAUGGCAUGGAGAGACUCUGGAGGCCUAACAAAGUUUUGAGUCUUCAGGACCUGUGCUGUCGUUCCAUCGUGUCCUGCACCCCUGUCCACCUUGUUGACAAGCUUCCUCUCCCCCUGGCUCUCAAGUCCCACCUCAAAUCUUUCUCCAUGGCCAACGGCCUCAAUGCCCGCAUGAUGCACGGACGGUCCUACUCCGUCACCGCCACUGCUGCCAACACCACCCACAUCCCCACCAAGAGGACCGGAUGCCAGCUGCUGAAAAAGAAAAAACUCUUCCGUCCUCCGCCGCUCAGCCCGGCGGCCGAACAGAGCUGCACUGGCAACAGCUGCAAGAUCUCCUAGCAACCAGUUGAAACAGGAAGAGGAAGUCCUUUGGGAAGGAUGUUGUCAUCACAUGAACAGGAAGUUGGUGUUGAUCACUAGUGCAGCCAAAGAUGGUGGAUAAAUUAAGAUCUCCCACUGAGGCUGUUUACCAUUGAAAAGAAUGGUCACAGUUCCGGUCUGCUUAAUUCACAAUGUGAAUUGGAAAUAUGUUUUUUUUUGCAUAUCCCAAUGCUCCCGAGACACCCCCAGAGAGUAGGGUCAUGGCCAGGGUCUGCCAUUAUCAACAAGAACCCUGGAGCUUAGGGUUAAGUGCUUUACUCAAGGGCACAUUGACAGAUUUUUCACCUUGUCGUUCUAUGGAUUAGAACUAGCAACCUUUCAGUUACUGGCCCAAUGCACUAACCGCUAAGCCACCUGCCCAUUAUAGUAUCUGUGAGAGCACGGGCAGUGCCAUUUAGGCCAUCUCCAUUAUAAAGUAGUCCAUUUUCUUCUUCUACUACUUCUAUGAGUUUGCAAACAACUGAAAGGGUGCAUACUGCCACUCGAAGUGUGUGGUUUAAACAGGUAUAAAGCCAAGGUUAGUGAUUUACUGCCACCUGCAGUUAUGAAAUGUUUGCUCACGAGUAUAAUUCAUUGGCUGAUACCUCCUGGAUGAAAUGUGAUCCUUCCUUAACCUAUAGGAAGUCCCACCCAGUUGAAUACUUCCAAGUACUGAAAGUCCUCAAUAGCGCUGCCCAUGCUAAAACAAGCUUUUGGGCACGAGAGUCUUCUAUCUAUUUCUAUGGGUGCAGCUCGUCUAGGGUCACCAAGAGCCAGCCAGAUGAGCUUCAAGGGAGUGUUCAACGAGAGGUGACCCCUCACAGCCCCCCCCCAAACCAGGAAGUUUUCACAGGGACUGGAUGUUCUAGGCCUCCAGACGCACAACAGUCCCCCACAGGUACUCACAGGAGGUCCAUGGUGUGACAAAGAUGGGGAAGGAACAUGUCAUGCUCAGAGAUUUUGGAUUAGCGCUAUGGGUCACUGCCCUUGGACCCAGAAGGAAGUUUUGAUGCUAGAUCAUAUGUGAGCCAUAUGACUAUAUUGUGCACAGACUAUAUUUCAAUUACUUUUUAAAUUCAUUUGGUAAUUUGUAUUUCACCGGCCUGAACUACAAUAUAAUGUAUUUUGUAACGAGACACUUUCGAGACCUGUAAUUUGUAUUUUCAAAAUACAAAAUACAUUUCUAUACCAUUUUGUUUUUAUAGUGGUUCACAAUUUCGUGGCCUCCUUUCACCCUGCAUUGGUAUCAGAAGUCUGAUGCCAGUAUGGUGUUAAGAAUGACGACGAAAUGUAAAUGUUAAAAUUUGUAUUAUUGGGUAUUAUUCUAAUAAGCUCCGUCCCGAAACAAGGCCAAUAAUAACAAUAAUAAUAAUACUCGGUGUGCUUUGCAAUUGUUUAUAUUUACAUUUUGGUCAUUUAGCAAUCAGUGCAUUCAACUAAGGUAGAUAAAUAACCACAUUGCACAUCAAUGGUAAAAGUAAAUUUUUUGUUACAGUUACUGAGAAUGUUGUUGUAGUGAAGGCGUAUACUUGCAAAUGUAUUUUGUAUUUUAGUUUGAUACAUUGGUCUUUAUAGUAUCUUGUAUUUAGAACAAGAAACAUUUUGAUGUAUCUUUUUCCCAUAUCUGAUUGUGCAUAAUAUGUUUCCAGAAAAACGAUGAACAUAUGCACUGUGUAAAAAUAUAGUACUAAAUAGUACUAUUGUGUACAAUAUUUGUGGAUGAUCUGUGGUCCUUUUUGCACUGUUUUCUCACCCACUGCAAUCAAUGACACAAAGCAUUCAAAUUAGUUUUAAUCCUAUGGUCUAAUUUCACAAUGAAAGAAACAUUACUGGACUGGUCUUAUAAAUGGUAUACUACACACCUCUGCCUUUAAAAAAAAUACUAGACAAAGCCUUUUUAAGAUCUAGCUACUUGUUUUACACAUACUUUUUACAGCAAAAUACUAUUUCUGCCAAAGUCAUCUGGAACUUCAAGUCUGGAAUUCUUUGGAGAAACCAUUUGUGUAAUGAAUUUGUAUGAUAUGUACAGUUAUGACAAUGUUGUUUGAUACAAUGUAUUUUUUCUGUUAUUUGGGUUUGUAUUCAUUUCCAAGUGUACAGUGACAGAGAUUAUACUAUUUCAGAUAGUGACACCAACACCAAAGACUUAGUAGACUGAGGACGUUACUGAACGAACAAGCGGUUUUGUACAGUAAAUAUCACCACACGGAUUUACAAUAAACUUCACAAACAGGAACUGUCUUCUCUGCUCAGAUAAUAAUAAUAAAAAUACAAGUAAUUGAUAGCAUUUAUAUUACACUUUUCCACAUGCUGAACGCUCUGUAAGGAGGGAAACUCACCUCAUCUCACUUGAUCAUGUUUUUACCCACAUGUCCCUCGUGAGAACCUGAAAACAAUGGGUGCAUUCCAUGUCACCCACUAGCUUUACUAGAGAGCACUUUACAAAGGAGGAGGUAUGAGUAUUUUUACAUACUGUAUCUAAUGAAGACCUUUAUGGUCUCAUGGCUGUUUGCAAAUGAGGUGUGACAGGCUCAGCCAUAUAGCAAGAACAGGUUCUGUAAAUACAUUGCUUUUAAAAUCUAUCAGAAAUGCUGAGAAAUUGACCCAUGGAAAGCUUUCCUGAUUAUUUUGGUCUGGUCUGUACUCUGGUCUCUUUGGUUAUGUGUUGUUCUUCAAUGAGAGUGUCAACAAGAGGAUCAGCAUUCGGUAAGUCCUCAUCAUAGCAAAGACUCCAUAGAUCCAGAGUUUCAGAAGACCUUUAUUACCGACAUACAGCUCUACCUGGACAGAGACCAGCUCAGUAGUGUUAGUGAAUGGAACCGAUUGGCCCAUUUCAACAACCCCUUUAGUUUCAUGGGUUACAACUACAUAGGUAAUCUCGCUCGCUCUCUCUUGGAUUGAGUGUGGGUACACAUAAUAAAUGUUAUGAGAAUUUGCUUCGGAAAAAAAUACGAUUUCUAAGUAGCCAAUGUCAGCAAUUAGACUUUUUCUUUACGCACCUCAAACUUGGCAAUAGUGGUUACCUUGAAUAAAUGCAUGUUUAUCCAUAA
Messenger RNA from Salvelinus fontinalis (brook trout), 4712 nucleotides. RefSeq names its product RAB40B, member RAS oncogene family (gene rab40b). The transcript is spliced from 6 exons. Lineage: Eukaryota; Metazoa; Chordata; Actinopteri; Salmoniformes; Salmonidae. The record is from RefSeq and is a predicted model, not a curated record. Gene Ontology annotation, molecular function: GTP binding; GTPase activity. Gene Ontology annotation, biological process: intracellular signal transduction; protein localization to plasma membrane. Bases 769 to 1641 code for a protein of 290 amino acids. Gene Ontology annotation, cellular component: synaptic vesicle; plasma membrane; endosome.